This is a messenger RNA of Rangifer tarandus platyrhynchus (Svalbard reindeer), 375 nucleotides long. The record is from the annotation of a GenBank genome assembly. NCBI's taxonomy places the organism in Eukaryota, Metazoa, Chordata, Mammalia, Artiodactyla, Cervidae.
AUGCCCUGGCGUGCUGGGAGCGGGCUGGAAGGAUCGCGGCCCCUCCUUGCUCAGCAUAGAGAAGUUUCUCAUGGCCUCUCAGCCACCCGGCCUGCCGGCCCUCCCAGUGGCUUCUCCAGGCCCAGGCUGACUCCCGAGCCAGGGAAGGGUGGCCCAGAGGGCGCCCUGGGUCCCCAGGGGUCAGGCCGCAGCCAGGCUGCAGCCCUCAGCUCCUGGUGGGGCCACCGUGGGCACAUGCGCGAGCUCACGAGGGCCCGGGGGCCCGGUGCCUCCAGGGCUGGGAGAGCAGACGGGGCACAGGCCAGGGUGCUGAAGGGUGGGCGGGCCGCCAGAGGCGGGGCUGGUGCCUGGGGGGUCCCGGCGGUGCCACCGUGA